AUGCCUAUCCCCUACGACUCAAGUCUCACUCUCAUGAGCGUCGUGAACCAAGACGCCCUCAAAAGCGUCGAAGCAAUCGCCGAACUCCAAGCCCACGUCGACGCCGCCCAAGACGCUCUCAACUCCCUCAUCUCCUCAAAGCGCAGUCUCACCAUGACAAAAACCGAACUCAAACACCUCGGCGCCGGCACCGACGCUCUCGACGAAGAGCUCAAGAAGCUCAACGUCGCAGUCGAAGCUGCAGCCGGUGCUUACGCCACUGCUAAAAUGGCAGCUGAGCCUCAAAUUACCGGUAUAAGAACAUCCACUCUCGCUCAGAUUGCGUCGUAUGUUUCUGGGGCUGUUAGUAGUGUUUUUGGGGCGAAGCAGUUAAUAAAGAUUGGAAAUACGGCUUCUCGACAGGUCAGUCGCCAGGUCAUCUCGUAUAGUAUUGAGGGCACUCUCGUUCUGUCUACUAUAAAUGUCGGCGCUUGGUUUGCCAAAGCAGAAGGCAAAGUCGGCGUUGACUCUAAGUUUGCCAGUAACAUGAAGAAUCUCCUGAGUCAGCAGAACAUCCAGUCUUAUGUUAUAGUCCUUACUAUGGGUGUUAUCUUAUUAAUGGUAGCCAACGAAGUCGCAACAGCCUCUAUGGCCGAGGCUUCGCGAACCACUGGCCAAGCAUCUGAGAUGCGGGGCAAGGAUAUUGAGUCUUCCUUGAGUGCUCUGACGACGAUUGACGGCGAAGAAAAUAAGAUCCUUGAUGUUAACUCUAUGAUGACAGCUCUGGAUGAUUACUUGAAGAAGGCUGCGGAUGGGAAGGCGGAUAUCUUCAGUACAAGCCAAAACAUCGAAAACCUGAUCUUUGGGACAUCUGAGACCAAUUCUCUCAUGACUAGGUCGGCAAUAGGAGACUCCUGCUAG
Molecule: messenger RNA, 900 nt
Organism: Fusarium odoratissimum NRRL 54006
Lineage: Eukaryota; Fungi; Ascomycota; Sordariomycetes; Hypocreales; Nectriaceae
Exons: 4
Coding region: 1-900 (299 amino acids)
Source: RefSeq, a predicted model, not a curated record